Wyeomyia smithii (pitcher-plant mosquito) is the source of this 1533-nucleotide messenger RNA. RefSeq lists its product as uncharacterized. The transcript is spliced from 2 exons. The record is from RefSeq and is a predicted model, not a curated record. Lineage: Eukaryota; Metazoa; Arthropoda; Insecta; Diptera; Culicidae. Gene Ontology annotation, biological process: DNA integration. Bases 1 to 1533 code for a protein of 510 amino acids. Gene Ontology annotation, molecular function: nucleic acid binding.
AUGCUGCGAGCAGCUGCAUAUGCACUGCGCUUCAGUCAUAAUGCUUCGAAAAAACAACCAAAAUUGAUCGGGCAACUACAGCAGUCGGAGCUUCGAGCAGCAGAAACGAUGAUUAUUAAACAAGCGCAACGCGAAACUUACCAAGAUGAGAUUGCUGCUUUGUUAUUCGAAGCGCCGAACAAACCUAAUCAAAAAAACAUUGGAAAAGACAGUUCUAUCUACCAAUUGGUACCCAUUUUGGAUGAAAAAGGCGUGUUGCGCGAGCAAGGUCGGUUUGGGGCAGCAAAGGUGUCUUAUAACGUGCGUCAUCCUAAAAUCUUACCAAGGAAACAUCAAAUAACAGAGCUUCUAGUGGAUCGGUAUCAGCGCGAGUAUCAUCAUGAUAACGCUGAAACAGUAACCAACGAAAUUCGUCAGCUCUAUACCAUUCCUCGGCUGCGCUUAGUAGUCAAGAAAGUCUUUCGUGAUUGUCAACUCUGCAAGGUUCGUCAAGCAAAACCGAUGGUUCCCCUGAUGGCUCCACUUCCAAAAGCACGUCUGGCACAUCACGAGAAAGCCUUUACAUACACGGGCGUAGACUAUUUUGGACCACUAGUGGUGAAAAUGGGGAGAUCAAAUGUGAAACGGUGGGUGGCUCUUUUCACCUGCUUGACGGUGAGAGCAGUUCACUUAGAAACUGCUUAUACAUUGUCGACCGAAUCUUGCGUUUCCUGUGUUCGGAGAUUUGUCGGUCGUCGUGGAUCGCCUGCUGAAUUUUUCAGCGAUAAUGGGACCAACUUCCAAGGAGCCAAUCGUGUGCUACAGUAUCAGAUAAGCCAGGGACUAGCCGAAACGUUUACUAGUAUCAACACCAAAUGGAAUUUCAUUCCACCGGGAGCUCCCCACAUGGGAGGUGCGUGGGAGCGCCUUGUGCAAUCGGUUAAAGCAGCAAUGGGUGAUGCUUACGUCGAGGGGUUGCAAACACUGGUCGUGGAGGCUGAAAGACUCGUAAACUCUAGACCUCUGACAUAUUUACCGCUCGAUUCUGAGGAAUCAGAGGCACUUAUUCCGAACCAUUUUCUUUUGCUGGCUUUGAACGUGCUGGUUCGACGACAAGUCCUAGGCAAGUCCUGGGAUCAGAUUCAGCGCAAGCUGGAUGGUUUUUGGAAACGAUGGCUAUUGGAGUACUUACCGGUGAUUCGUCGGCAACCAAGAUGGUUUGACGAAACGCGAGAGCUGGAGCCAGGGGAUCUGGUGAUGGUUGCAGACCCCACGGUACGAAAGGGAUGGGAACGCGGGCGAAUUUUACGGAUAAUCCGAAAUCGAGAUGGUCGAGGUCGCCGGGCCGUUGUGAAGAUCUGUGGAAAAACUCCAGUGCGACCUGUGUCACGGUUGGCGUUGCUGGACGUGAAGAAGAGAGGUGAAGCUCUAGAUGACUCCAGACUACACCCGGGGGAGACUGUUGACGCAGAAAACGCCCAGCUGACCACCCUAGCUACUUUUAGUACUCGAGGCGUUGCGUCGCCUGAUCAAGCGACGCGCCAGUUCAACUGA